Talpa occidentalis (Iberian mole) is the source of this 1889-nucleotide messenger RNA. Its product is annotated as protein SET-like. The transcript has 3 exons. Bases 277 to 1056 code for a protein of 259 amino acids. The record is from RefSeq and is a predicted model, not a curated record. Gene Ontology annotation, biological process: nucleosome assembly. NCBI's taxonomy places the organism in Eukaryota, Metazoa, Chordata, Mammalia, Eulipotyphla, Talpidae. Gene Ontology annotation, cellular component: nucleus; chromatin. Gene Ontology annotation, molecular function: histone binding; chromatin binding.
GGGAGAAAGGGGUCCCAACAGCCCAAGCUCGUGUGUGAGGACACCAUCCUGCCUGCUUAUACACCUGCCUGCCUGCCAGCCUACCUGCCUGCUCGCUUGCCCACCUGCCUGCCCGCCGUCCAGCCUGCAGUCGCUAGCAGCCAGACCUCUAGCGUGAUUGGAGCUGCUACCAACCUGCCUGCCAGCCAGCCUGUCAACCAACUUGUCAACCUGUCAACCACCUCCAGCCUGCAGACCCUGCCAGCACACCUGCCUGUUGCCUGCCCUCACAGCACCAUGUGGGCACCAUCAGCCAAACUCAGUAAAAAGGAGCUCAGUUCCAACCAUGAGGGUACUGGCAAGACCACAGAAAAAGAGCAGCAAGAAGCAAUUGAGCAUAUUAUCGAUGAAGUACAAAAUGAAAUAGACAGACUUAAUGAACAAGCUAGUGAGGAGAUUUUGAAAAUAGAACAGAAAUAUAACAAACUCCGCCAGCCAUUUUUAAAGAAGAGGUCAGAAUUGGUCACCAGAAUCCCAAAUUUUUGGGUAACAACAUUUGUCAACCAUCCACAAGUAUCUGCACUGCUUGGAGAAGAGGAUGAAGAGGUGCUGUAUUAUUUAGCCAGAGUUGAAGUGACAGAAUUUGAAGAUAUUAAGUCAGGUUACAGAGUAGAUUUUUAUUUUGAUGAAAAUCCUUACUUCAAAAAUAAAGUCCUCUUCAAAGAAUUUUAUCUGAAUGACAGUGGUGAUCCAUGUUCAAAGUCUAGUGAAAUCAAGUGGAAAUCUGGAAAAGAUUUGACGAAACGUUCAAGUCAAAUGCAGAAUAAAGCCAGCAGAAAGAGACAGCAUGAGGAACCAGAGAGCUUCUUUACUUGGUUUACUGACCAUUCUGAUGCAGGUGCAGAUGAGUUAGGAGAAAUUAUCAAAGAUGAUAUUUGGCCAAAUCCAUUACCGUACUACUUGGUUCCUGAUAUGGAUGAAGAAGGAGAAGAUGAUGAGGAAGGAUUGGAAGAUACUGAUGAAGAAAGGGAUGAGGAUGAAGAAGACAAUGAGGGGGAGGAAGGAGAAGAUGACUAAUGGAACACAUAGAUUCCAACCUUUUUUAAUUCAUAAGUUACAUUCUCUCCCCCUCACCCCCCUCAUUGUGCUCAGUUGCCCUGUUUUUGAAGUCUCUUUUCACUCCUUUAUACCAUGGUUCUCAAUUGGGGUGGGGGGGGGGUGCAGAAUACAGUGGGAAAUAAUCUCUACUUGUAUCUGUUCUCAAUUCAUUUUUAUCCCUUCCUGUCUCAGCAAAAACUUUAUGGAAUCAGCAACACCAUUCUCUGUGGGGAAAAAAAGAAAAUCCUCCCAAACUUUUGGUAGCCGGAUGAUGCUAUGCUUUCCCCUCCUUUGUCUGUAUAUUGAUUACAUUGCUUAUAUGUGAAUAUGGACAGUUAGCAUUUACCAACACGUUAUCAGUCUAGUUUCAAAAAAAAAAACUUAAAAAAAUGGGAUUAUAGAAGGUCAGCAAAGGGUUGUUUUGAGAUAUCUGGGUGGGUAAGUGGGCAUUUUGACAACAUGGCUUCUCCUUUGGCAUGUUUAAUUGUGAUGUUUAACAGAUACCAUUGCGAUUUAAGAUGAUACUUUUAAAAAAGUAAACUGUCUCAAUGACUUUGGCCCUGCCUCUCAAUGGGAGAAUCAGCAGAACCCAUAGGAUUGUCUUUGGAAUUGACAUUCUCUGUUGUAAUUUUGUUCUUGUUUAUUUUUAAAUUUUCUUUCUGUUUCACUGGAAAGGAAAGAUGAUGCUCAGUUUUAAAUGUUAAAAAUGUACAAGUUGAUUUGUUUCAAUAAAAUUAAAUGUGUACACAAAAAACCAGGAAUGUUAAAUAUUAACAAGUGUUUAAAAUAUAUAUAUAUAUCACUGGAUAAUG